Triplophysa dalaica is the source of this 6172-nucleotide messenger RNA. RefSeq lists its product as uncharacterized. The transcript is spliced from 8 exons. The record is from RefSeq and is a predicted model, not a curated record. Gene Ontology annotation, molecular function: phosphotyrosine residue binding. Bases 394 to 1902 code for a protein of 502 amino acids. Lineage: Eukaryota; Metazoa; Chordata; Actinopteri; Cypriniformes; Nemacheilidae.
GAUUUAACAUCAAUAACACGUGGUCACCUCGACAAGCUUAUAUAUAAAGUAAAAGGUGAUGCAAUAAACCAUUCAUUUGUAAGUGCAGGAAUGAUCAGAUGUUGUGUAGAAAAGUGCGGUCGUGUCUAGUCCCAAUAGGGGGCAGUGUUCUCAGGUAGAAUAUCCCACCAACUGAUCAGCUGUCCGCACACAGUCAAACACGCACACAAGCGCGGAGCGCAGGAGUGAAGCGCAGAGUUUUUCCAAACAGAAAGUGGUAGAGGUCGAGAAACACACACCGCAAUCCAGAGAACACCACACGGACUCGUAUCAGAAGGCUUUAAGAGGCUAAGACGGGAAACUGGUACGGAUAUAUUUAUAUUUUAUCAGAGUUUUGAGCAAUGCGCUGGCAGCAUGGCCAGAUGGUUCAAGGAGCACCUGGGUUUCAAAACCACCAAAGCCCCACCACCGGCGCCCCCGAAACCGGACUACAGACACUUCCACGCAACCGUAUCCAGUCCGCCCGGAUAUCACCUCCACCAGCAGCAACAAUCGCAGACGGGCACCGGGUUCAUGUCCGCUCAGCCCGAUAUUAUCACCGCGUACAAACUCCAGAAGGAACUGGACUUCGAAGAUCCGUACACGGGAGGCGGAAAUAUUCCCUUCUCCUCAGGACUUAGUUCAACGGGCUCGCCGGACGUCAAGUACGUGUCUCCGAAGCACCGGCUCAUAAAGGUGGAAGCGACCGAGAGGAGCGGGUCGAUUUCGGGCAGCGGUGGCGGGGUAACAGCGGUGAAGUCGCCGACCUCUCCACCUGCCGAACCCGAGUCCAGCAGCAACAAACAGGAGAAGCUCACCAUCCUAGAGGACUAUGCAGACCCCUUCGAUGCAGCGGACCAGGCAGGCGGCACCCAGACGGUCACAGAAAAGCCCUCAGAGGACGGUUACAUGGAGCCAUACGAGGCCCAGAAGAUGAUGGCUGAAAUCCGAGGUGGCCGUGGUUCUAAAGACGGUCAGGUACGGGAGCUACCUCUAUACGACACCCCUUAUGAGCCAGAGGAGAACGGAGGAGAGCUGGAUGGAGGCCGGUGCUCUCGGGAGAGCAGAUUACCCCAGGAUGACGAGAGGCCUCCGGAGGAGUACGACCAACCCUGGGAGUGGAAAAAAGAACGAAUAUCGAAAGCCUUCGCAGCUCUGCUUUGUUAUAACUGCAUUAGUCAUGAGGACUCGAGCAGCAGAGGACCAACCAGCAGAGAUGCCGACACCUCUAGACCCCUCAAAGUAGAGAUUAAAGUGAUAAAGGAUCUCCCGUGGCCUCCUCCGGUUGGGCAGCUCAACACCAGUCCUCCUAUAAUGGAGGGGGUGGAGGCUCCGUCCCAGCUGGCCCAGUCCUCACCAGGACAUAACGCCACAGCAACUGCCUGUGACCAGCUCCAACACGUGCAGUUUGACGGUGUGGAAAAGUCCAGAAUGUCGCCCACUAAAGACCUGAAGUCCCGCCCCAUCCAGCGGCACUCAAGCGGUUGCCUGGUCAACACUAAGAUGAGCUCAUUGGAUCACACUGCCCCCACAGUAGGAGAGCGUAUAGACCCCUUAAUGCCCUUGGAAAGCCAAUUCUGGUAUCACGGAGCGAUUAGUCGGACUGACGCCGAAUCUCUACUGAGGUUAUGUAAAGAGGCCAGUUAUCUGGUGAGGAACAGCGAGACCAGUAAAAAUGACUUCUCCUUGUCACUCAAGAGCAGUCAAGGUUUCAUGCAUAUGAAGCUGUCUCGGACCAAAGAUAAUAAGUAUGUACUGGGCCAGAACAGCUGCCUGUUUGACAGUGUGCCCGAGAUCAUCCACUUCUACUCCAGUCGCAAACUGCCAAUCAAAGGAGCCGAGCACAUGUCCCUGCUUUACCCGGUGGCAAUACGGACACUAUAGUGAUAGUGACUAUAAAGUGUACAGCGAACGCAGCCAUUCCUAAAUGCUUAACAAACACUGCAGAGUGUGUCAUUGAAUGAGAAACAUGAUCGUCUUCAUCAUUUUUCAUUGUAAGUCAUAUAAGCUUGUUAUAAAUGUGAAGUCUUGGCUCAUUUAGCUGAUUAAGCAUUUAUAAAUGGCUGCAUAAGACCAUCAAUAAACUAAAGUGCUACUGAAGUCCAAAAGGCAAAAAGGGAGAUUUCUGGAAAGCCUGAUUCGUCUCACCCGAGCUCAUGGACUAAUGGAGCAGAACUGACCACAGUACGGAAGAAAUGACUUAUCUGCAGCAUCACCUACUCGAACAUGCCUUCUCCUUGAUCCCAGACCUGCUCUCUCCCUCCUUGUUCACAUAAGUGGAUCUUUAGUCUUAGACCUGCACCCCCACACUUUAUCAAAUAUCAUCUGUGCUGUUACAUACUGUAAAACAUGUCAUGUCAUCUUCGUGGAAGUAUCAGUUUCUUUUCAUAUUUGGAUGAUGUCUAACAACUGAUUUAUGACCGGUUUGUUUAUUCUAACAAAUUGUAAAUCUCAAAACACAAAUUAUAAGGGAUUCCCAAGUAAUGUAAAAAUCUGAAAUGUUAUAAAUAUGCAUUCUAAUACAGUAAUAUAAGUACUGUAUUUUAAUGCGUUGACUUUUGUCUAGUUAUAUUUUGGUCUAAUAUUUAGUGAAUUCGACUUUUUUUUUUCAGCUGAGAUUUACAAAUUGGUCUGAAUGAUUCAUUAAGAAAUCUCAGUUUCAGUGGAUCUUAAAAUGAUGUAUCCAGAUGACUGAAAGGUCAUGAGAUAAUGUUAGGUGUAAAAUGUGGGAACCCUUUAAGGAGAGGCAAAACACUUCACAGUCCCUUUCUAUGGAGCGGGACAAGAGACAUAGCAACCAAAUUUCACUUUAAUUCUCAGAAUCGAAUCAUUUGGACUUCGUGUCAUAUUAUGGUCAUUUGGGUUCGGUAGAAUCAUCGAACAUAAUUAUCUUAAAACAAUACAGAAAAAGUGAAAUAAACUGGGUAACUAUUCUGGUUAAACCUACAGGACAUUUGUGCAUUGAACAGAGAAGUCCUGACUGAAUUUAAGUCAUAACUGUUGCUAUGCAUUUCUGAUCUAAGUGAUUUUUUUUAAUAAGUACGAUAGAGUUUAUUAUAUAGACCAUGAAAAUCACAGAAAACAAGAAGAACGUGCUGGUUAUUAAGUAAGACUGUGUGGAUGGGAAGAAAAGCGAUUUAAGUGUAUCGUAUAAUAGACUCUAUGCCACCCUACUGGGGAAAGAACUGGAUCGCAGUGUUUCUCAAGCGUGGAAAAGGACCUUUUAAUUUAAAGAAAAAAAUGAGUCACUUUAUACUCCAUGAGAGAUGAUCUCGAAUAAAGGGAAUGAGAUAUGCCUGUAUUGUCUACCUCAGAAAAUCAAUCCAUCCACUGAUCAAUAAGGUACAAUAACAUCGCAGAUAUCGAUGCAUUUGAUUCUGCCCAUUCUCUCAGAUUUCCACCAAAUUUCGCCCUUUUAGUUUUAGAAUAGCUUCUGUACCCGAACUCGAUCAAAAGCUCUCCGUCAUUUAUAUGGAAAGUCACACUGUAAUUUUGUGAUGCUCGUGACUUUGUGUCAAUGCCUUAUACUUUUAAUGCAUGGUUUUAAAAAGAAAAGGAAAAACAAGUAUGUCAAACUGAUUUACAAACGUUCUACCCUCGAUGAAUGUUUUGUGGCUGUAAUUUAUUAUGGAGAAAAAAAUAAUACUAUUGCUGGUGUUUUAGUCCUAGGCAACGAAGACUAUGAAGUUGUUCUCGGACAGUGGAUGUGUGUGUCUGCUGUAUGUGUGUGAUACUGCUGUGCCAUCAAUCUGACCUUACUUUGGAUUUGUCUCCCGUAUAAAUACUGAUACUCUGAUCGGUGCUCUCUUUUGCCGUGGAAAUCAUGAUGGACCAAUCAGAUCCCUGCCUUGUCACCUAUCUACUCAACAUAUCACAGUUUUGUCCCAUUUUCCAGCAGUCAACAGUUGUUUUUGGCUUUCUUUCGAAACUUUAUAAUACACUCAUGAGCUGGUGGUACAGACUUUCAGAUGAAAGCUUUGUGUAUUUAAUUAUUAACCUCAUUCCUUUAUUCCUGUGGUCUGGACGUUUGCUGUUUUUAGUCCGCUAGACUUUAUUUUACCGCGUUUACUUUUCUUAAUUGCUUCCUUUUGAACGCAUUGUUUUCUUAGCAGAAUUUUUAAAAGGACAGUUCAUCCCAAAAAUGUUGUCAUCUUUCACUCAUGUCAUUCCAAACUGUUUGUUCUUUUAUUAAAAAAAGAAACCAUUUUGAAGCUGUUAAUAGGACUAAAGAACAACGAUAAAGUAUAGAACAUAUUCUUUCCAGCUGUGUGAUGGCUUCAUACAGUAAGGGCCAGACCAAAUGUAUACAAUCUGUGAUAGCUUAUUAUUCCUAAAUAUCAUCGCUGUCCUUCUGAAACAUCGCAUGUCUAAAUUCACAGUUUUUCAGGAAAUGGAAAAUCACUGUACUUUUUCAAUAAUUACAUACAGUGUUGGCAGGGUUGACUAGCACCUUUAAAUUAUUUUUAUUGAUAUUUGCAAAACCCAAAGACAAACAUAUAGAGUGACUAAUAAUAAUGAUUUAUGACCAAAAAAAUAGGUUUUACAAUAACACCAUUGAUAUUCAAAAUUCAGCACACCAAAAAGUCACACAACCAAAACAAAAAAACAAUGGGUUUGGAAUGUCAACAGAGUAUGCGAUCAAAUAAUUUCUCUGAAUUUUAUUUAGUGUACAGUUCCUUUAAAAGAUUCCAAACCUCAAUCUGAUUUGCAGUAAACCUGUAUAAAGCUCUGUUCUUACUGUCAAAUCUGCCAGACAUGGUUGAACCACAUCAUUGGAUUAUGCCGCAAUGUGAAACUAUUAAUGCUCUUGAUAACAUCUCAUUGUUAAUUGCAUCUUCCAGUAAUUCUGUAAUUAUUCAAACAAACCUGAAGAUAACCGCUCUCAACUGCUCCAGAUCCAUUUCCCUCCGUCUCAGGGGUACAAUGAAAAGGAGCAUCGUGUACGUGUCUUUCCUGGAAGUGCAUUUGUGUUGCUGUAGAGAUGGACCCAGAGGAGAGAGAGCACAGGAGUGGCUGUUUUUAGAUGGGUCGGUGCGGAUGUCUGUCAAUAAAAACAAGCAACCUUAAGCUUUAAUAAGAAAGCAGAGAGUCCCGGUCAUUAGACUGAGGCGGUUGUGUGCUUUUCUUUGGAGGAGGGAAGAUGAAUGUACAAUAUGUAUGAACGGCACUCAACCUGUUUGAGAUAAAUGAGGAGUGUGUACUGUACUGUAUAUGAUCCAGAAGAUAGUUUGUGUUUUAUUAUUUAUCAAAAUGCUAAUGGAAGCAUGAUUGUGAGCUUUCUUUGAGGGUGAAUAUAGAUGGCUCCGAAAAGUAUUUGGACAUAUUUUUGCCUUAAAUAAAAGUGGUGUUUAUUUUAAAGACAGCACAAACAAAGUCAUCACAAACACACAUUUAUUACAAUGACCUUGCUUGGUUACAUAAGUGCAAAAACAUUUCAGAAAUUCUUUAAAGAAAAGUUAUUUGCGGAUGCCACUUUUUUUAUCUUUCUCUAUACAAUGCAAUGAAAUUCCAGUGAUAGGUGAGAUGUGAAGAGUCCAAAUAUUUUCCAUGUUUUCUGUAUAAAAGAGAUUGCAAAUGCAUAAACAAGCAGUUUUAACGUAACAUUUCUAAUCGUGACAGGCAAAGACAUAAGACCAUCUUAGACAGAGAAUGAAGAAACCAAAAGAAAAUUAGAAGCCAUGAAAUGCUGAGAGAUUAAGAAAGUAGCAGGAAAGACGGGACGUUAAAACGAACGUGUACAAGACCGAUAUGAGGAGUGAAGGGAGGGAGGGGUAAGACGGAGUGAGAUGAGAAUAAUGCAGGAGACCAAAUCUCUGUUGGCUUCAUUGUUGUCAGCACGCUUCAUUUCCACUUCACACUGUCUCUUUAGAGAUCUGCUUCUGCAUCUCUCCACCCGUGUUGACAAGCGUCCUUUCAAAGAAGGUGUGUGAAUGUGUGUGUUCGCGCGCUGCCAGUUUCUGCUUUAUCGGUUGUGUCUGAGCUGAUUCUUUCAUACGUUUGAGAUUUGUGUAUAUUGUGUACAUUUUCUUCCCGUGUAUGCACUAACAUAACAUAUCUGUACAGUACCUCUUCGCCAAAUGUAUAUACUGAAUGUAAUGUUUGGGGACGUGGAGGCUUUGAGAUUCUGACAAAUAAAGUUUAUGGGUCUAACUUA